Messenger RNA from Trichogramma pretiosum, 2989 nucleotides. RefSeq names its product serine/threonine-protein kinase ICK-like. The record is from RefSeq and is a predicted model, not a curated record. Gene Ontology annotation, biological process: cilium assembly; intraciliary transport; intracellular signal transduction. Gene Ontology annotation, cellular component: cytoplasm; cilium; nucleus. Gene Ontology annotation, molecular function: protein serine/threonine kinase activity; ATP binding. Lineage: Eukaryota; Metazoa; Arthropoda; Insecta; Hymenoptera; Trichogrammatidae. Bases 538 to 2532 code for a protein of 664 amino acids. The transcript has 8 exons.
UCGACGACGAUACACACGACGACGACUUUUUAUUAUUCUCAGUAGUGCUGCCGUUGAUGCGUCGCGUGUGACUUUUGACUUUUAUAAUAUUAUGUUGUGACUGACAGCUUUGAUUUGUUUUCAUUUGGUGCGUGAGGAUAUAUAGUGUUUUUGUACAUCGAUCGACGUCGUUGUUGUUCUUCGAAUCCGCACCUUCGAGUACAUCAAUUGGCCUAUCCACGCAUAAGCAUUCGGGUAUUAUGCAAAGAUGCGUCGCGAAGAGAAGUGAACUCGAUACACUCUCGCUCUCGUUCGUGAAUCAUUGACGAGAUAAAAAAAAAGAAAGAGACAGCAGCAGCAGCCCAGAAAUAAAGAGAGAAGCGAACCAAGUUAAUACGACGACGACGACGACGACACGCCUCCCGCAUCGGACCUUGAAUAUUUCAAGAGACAAGAUGCGCGCGAGACGAAAAUCCAGCAGGAGUGCGGCAGCAACGGCAAAGACAAUGAAAUAAAACAAAAAGAAGAAAAAAAGGAUAAUCACAACGACACUAUUACAUGACGAUGAAUCGCUACAUCCAGCUGAAUCAGCUGGGCGACGGUACGUUCGGCUCGGUGGUGCUCGGCGAGCGCAUCGACACGGGCGAGCGCGUCGCCAUCAAGCGCAUGAAGCGCAAGUACUACAGCUGGGAGGAGGCCAUGAAUCUGCGCGAGGUCAAGUCCCUGAAGAAGCUCAGCCACGCCAACGUCGUCAAGCUCAAGGAGGUGAUACGCGAGAACGACGUCCUCUACUUCGUCUUCGAGUACAUGAAGGAGAAUCUCUAUCAGCUGAUGAAGGAUAGGGACAAGCUGUUCCCCGAGCCGACCAUCAAGAACAUGGUGUUCCAGGUGCUGCAGGGUCUGGCCUUCAUGCACAAGCACGGCUUCUUUCAUCGCGACAUGAAGCCCGAGAAUCUGCUCUGCAUGGGCCCGGAGCUGGUGAAGAUCGCGGAUUUCGGCCUGGCCCGAGAGAUACGCUCGAGGCCGCCCUACACGGAUUACGUGUCGACCCGAUGGUAUCGGGCGCCCGAGGUUCUCCUCCACUCGACCUCUUACAACAGUCCCAUCGACGUCUGGGCGGUGGGCUGCAUCAUGGCCGAGCUGUACACGUUCAGGCCGUUGUUUCCGGGCAAGAGCGAGAUCGACGAGAUAUUCAAGAUAUGCUCGGUGAUCGGGACGCCCGACAGGCAGGACUGGCCCGAGGGAUAUCAGCUGGCGGCGGCGAUGAACUUUCGAUUUCCGAAUUUCACGAGGACGUCGCUGCAGGUGCUGAUACCCAAUGCGGGACACGAGGCGGUGGUGCUGAUGGAGGACAUGCUGCAGUGGAAUCCGGCCAAGAGGCCCACGGCUCAGCAAGCUCUGAGGUAUCCGUACUUUCAAUUGGGCAAUCAGCGCCUCAUCACCGGCAAAAAGAUGUCGGCCCAGCGCGAGCUCGUGAUGAACAAGGUGAAUCUGCCGCCGCCUCAGGCUGGCCUCGUUCAACAGCAGCAGCUGCCCAACGGCAACGGCAGCGUCAAGACGAUAGGCAGCGGCGCGGAAAACAGAGCAUCGGCGGAAGCGACGUUGAUCAGGCAGCAGAAGGUGAUCCAGCCGGUGCAGCCGUUGGUCCAGAACGGACUGCCGCUGCUGGCGCGAGCUGGCUUGAAAAAGGACGGGACGAGCGCCACCGGACAAUUGCCGACUCAGAAGAAAUGGGACGACGACGAGUUCGCCAACGAGUUGCUCGGGAAUAUCCUCAAUCGCGAUGACGUCAAGUCGAGGCUACUACCCGAGCGAGUCUACAAAGAGAAUCGAGCCAACUGGAACGGAAACUAUCAUCAAGCCGACAAUCUCAGCGGCUUGGGUAGCGGCCAGUUGCACCAUCAACAACACCAAAGGACCAACUUGCCCGGCUGGUACGAGCAGAUGCCGCACGUCAACAAUCGCGUCAAGCAGCAACAACCCUCGGCCACGACGUCGACGAUUUUCGGCCAAAACGUCGUGUCGGCGGCGGCUCACGGCCGCCGAGUCUCGGCCAAGAUGCCCGCGAGAUACGGCCUCGCGCAGUCGCCCAGUCAGCUGCCGUCCAGUGCUUUGAAAAAAUUUCACAGGACCAACAGCGAGGCGGCCCACUCGGGCAGCGGACUGCCGAUGCCGCCGAGCGCCGCAGCGGCGGCUACCAAGAUAGAGUCCGCGAGUUCGGCGGCCUACUGGCCGAGCAUCAUGAGGGAAACGCAGCCGCAUCAUCAUCCUCAUCAUCCUCAUCAGAGCACAGCCGUGAUUCAACCCUUUAGGCAUCAGCAGCAGCCAGCGCUGCGAGGUCGAUUGUCGACCAUCGAGCAACAGCAACAGCAGCAGCAGCAGCAAAACACGAGGCUGCCUUAUCCCAGCGUUUACGGUACACAGAACAUAAAACCUGCAAAUAAGCUGCUGCUUAAUGGCUUGUUGAAUAAUCGGCCUGCGAACGGUGUGACGACGACUACGACGACGACGACUACGGCGCGGACAGAUUGGCCUGUCAAGUUUACGAAGUGAAAUCUCUUCUCUCAUCUCUCUCUCUUUUUCUUAAUAAUAAAUGAUCUGUGAUACGUACAUCUAGGUGUAUAUAUAUAUUAUAAAAUAUGGUAUUGUGACAGCUGAUGUAUCGGGUAAGGGGCGAAGGGGAAAAAAAUGAUGUAUUAUUGUGUAUAUUAAUAAUAAAUAAUAAUAAUUGGGUGUUCUUACAAAGAUGAAGUUUUGUACUCUCUCUGCCUUAUUGAAAUCCACUGCAUCAAAAGAUAAAGAAUGAAGAAUUGAAAAGAGGAAUUAAGGAUUUGCCGACGUACUUGAAAACGUGAAUUGCGUAUAUACAUUCGCGCGAAUCUUUAAACUUCGUUCCUCGGUUGGUAAUUCGCAGAUUAAUUUUCGCAUUAAGAGCCGACGAUGGGUUUCGCGAAACGAGAGAGGAGAGCCUCGACGAGAUUUCCAGUAUGGUAUUUCAUAUAUAUUUUUU